AUGGCUACGGGGCUCCUUGUGCCCCUGCAAGGAUUGGUGGGGCUACUUCUGCUCUGUGCCUUGCCCUGGACUGAAGGUGGGACAGUGCUGGUGAUUCCCGUGGAUGGCAGCCACUGGCUAAGCAUGAGGGAUGUUGUGAGGGAGCUCCAUGCCCAGGGUCACCAGACUGUGGUCCUGGCUCCAAAUGUGACUCUGUACAUCAAAGAUGAGGACUUCUUCACCCUCCGGACCUAUACCAUUCCAUACACUAAGCAGAGAUAUAAGCAACAAAUGGCAGGAGGCGUUAACCUGGUCUUUGAAACCGGAAACUAUAUGGAGACAUUCUUUAAAAUAGUCGAGGCUUUCAAAAAUAUAUCAACACAGUUGUCAAAGUCUUGUACAGAUCUACUGCACAACGAGACCCUGAUCCAGCAUCUGAACUCCAGCUCAUUUGAUGUGGUCUUAACGGACCCAGUUGUCCCCUGUGGGGCAAUGUUGGCCAAGUACCUCCAGAUUCCUGCGGUGUUUUUUCUGCGCUACAUCCCUUGUGACAUUGAGUAUGAGGCUCCACAGUGUCCAAACCCUUCUUCAUAUAUUCCAGCUCUACUGACAAGGCUGUCCGACCACAUGAACUUCCUGCAAAGGACCAAAAACAUGCUGUUCUCUCUCACCUUGAAAUACUUAUGUUAUAAAUCUUUCAUUCCGUUUGAGAGUCUGGCCUCUGAGCUUUUCCAGAGAGAGGUGUCCUUGGCAGAGGUUCUCAGCCAUGCAUCUGUGUGGCUGUUCCGAAGGGACUUUGUGUUCGACUAUCCCAGGCCCAUCAUGCCUAACAUGGUCUUCAUUGGGGGCAUAAAUUGUGCCAUCAGGAAGCCACUCUCUCGGGUCUGUAUUGAAGCCUUUAACCAAUCAAUAUUCUACGCAGAAUAUAUUUUCUAA
Chionomys nivalis (European snow vole) is the source of this 915-nucleotide messenger RNA. RefSeq names its product UDP-glucuronosyltransferase 1A5-like. Gene Ontology annotation, molecular function: UDP-glycosyltransferase activity. The transcript has a single exon. The coding region runs from base 1 to 915 and encodes 304 amino acids. NCBI's taxonomy places the organism in Eukaryota, Metazoa, Chordata, Mammalia, Rodentia, Cricetidae. The record is from RefSeq and is a predicted model, not a curated record.